Messenger RNA from Purpureocillium takamizusanense, 1203 nucleotides. RefSeq lists its product as uncharacterized. The record is from RefSeq and is a predicted model, not a curated record. Lineage: Eukaryota; Fungi; Ascomycota; Sordariomycetes; Hypocreales; Ophiocordycipitaceae. The transcript has 2 exons. Gene Ontology annotation, biological process: mitochondrial respiratory chain complex IV assembly. The coding region runs from base 97 to 525 and encodes 142 amino acids. Gene Ontology annotation, cellular component: mitochondrion.
GCAAGAUUCGAGCCACGACGGCAGGACGACGACCCAUUCAUCUUCGCAGCGCCAUCACACGUACGAACACACACGACUUGCAUCCCACCGCCAACGAUGCCGAGCUCCUGUCAAGAGCUGCGGGACGCGCUCGCGCAGUGCCUCCAGGAGUCGGACUGCGUCAUGGUGCACCGCAACAAGGCGUCCGACUGCCUGCGCGAGCCGCUCGUCGACACGCUCCCGACGCGGUGCCAGCAGCUCAAGAAGGGCUACGGCGACUGCAAGCGUGGCCUCGUCGACAUGCGUAAGCGCUUCCGCGGCAACAUGCCCGUCACGUACCGCGCGACCGAGGGCGCAGAGGCCGACAAGGGGUACCAGCUGUACGCGGGCAGGUCGGCGUUUGCGGGCGGCGUCAAGGAGACGAGCGGCAACGAGCCCAUCGAGCCGGACUGGCGCGACGUGGAGAAUGAAAAGUUUCGGCAGCAGCAGCAGCAGCAACAGCAGCAGCAGCAGCAACAGAAACAGAAACAGGGCGGCCAGAGGUGACGGAUGGGUGAUGCCAACAAACCCACCGAGGGGGCGUGACUCGAAAGGCGAGACGAGCGACAUUGGGACGGCGUUUUGGUGUUUCGACGACCUAUAUCACAGCAUGGGGACUAUAUCGAACUGAGGGACUGGGGUAGAGCGACGGCGGCCUCCAGAGGGGAGCCUCUUGACAUGUGCGGCCGUUCUGGAUCGCAUCUCUCACCGAGCACAACAUCUGCAUUAUACCUGUACACUAUGCGCCGAGGCAGAGAGGCGUUCUGCAAGGAGCUUCAAUGGCACACGCUGCUCAACCACAGACGGCAAUUCUCGUUGAGACAAAUAUGAGGAUGACUCUUGCUGCGUACUAUACCUCGGCAGCAUGGAACUGCAUGCCAGCGCAGAGUAAUCAGCUCCCAAGACAGCCACGCGCGCACCCGCCCAGCCCAGCGCGCCGCAUGAGAAGCGCGAUGCUAUGUAGUCCCCCAUCUUCAUCCCUAUUAGAGGCUGAAGACUACGCAGCAAGCGUACUCUAGCACCGCGCCCCGCAAGUAUCCUAUCCCGGAACAAAAUCAACCCCAGCUUGGUGGCAUCAAUAGUUAUGGCGUCGCAGACCUCGCAGGCGCGAGAAGGCUAGCGAGCCGGUCUACCCGUCCGCGCCAGCAACAGCUGAUGAGGGGCUCGAUGCCCACUAGACGAGGG